Molecule: messenger RNA, 810 nt
Organism: Vigna radiata var. radiata (mung bean)
Lineage: Eukaryota; Viridiplantae; Streptophyta; Magnoliopsida; Fabales; Fabaceae
Exons: 4
Coding region: 1-810 (269 amino acids)
Biological process (GO): recombinational repair
Source: RefSeq, a predicted model, not a curated record
AUGGAUGCUUGGGANGACCUCGUCUAUGAUGAUGACGUACUGGAGUCAUUUCUUAAAAAAUGUGAUUCUUCUUCUUCUCUUAUACCUGGUCCUGCGGGUAAUGUUCAGGCGGCCAUGCUGAAUAGGAUAACUACUUCAGGGGGAAAAUCCACACAGGAAUUUGCUAAUGAUGUUGCCAAGGCAACAUAUGAAAGAGAUUUUACCUCCAAUGCAUGGAAGUGGGCUGAAAUGUUCAUUGAACACCACGGUCUAGUAACUGAUGACAAAAUAGAGAACAUCAAUUCACUAAAAGAAGCAAAGGGAAUGGACAUACUUCCGGUUGUUGCUUGCUUAAUAAAGGAAUGCAAGCCUACAGGUCUGGGGGACAUGCAGUUGACUGUAAAGGAUCCAUCACGUACCAUGAAGGCUUCAGUGCACCAUAAAGUUCUUGAAGAUCCUGAAUUUGGAGAUAACCUUCGAGGUAAAUCCUUUUGUGCAUUUAGGCCGAACCACUACCUGAAUAUCGUUCACCGCAAUGUAGUCAAGGUCUUUCCCCCUGAAAUUAGUCCUCCAUCAGCUGAACUAGUGAAGGAAACUCCAAAACCGGUCAUUCGACUUCCAAUGUGGGCUGAGAACAAUGACAAAGUGGAUGCCAUCCUCCGUAAAUUUGUUCGACCAAGUGACCAACCAUCAACAUCUACCAAUGAACCUGCAACAUCAUCCAAUGAACACCCAACUGACCAACCACCAACAUCAACCAAUGAACCACCAACAUCAUCCAAUGAACCACCAAAUAACCAACCAUCAACAUCAGGGAAUCAACCUCAGUAG